Messenger RNA from Diprion similis, 844 nucleotides. Its product is annotated as putative gamma-glutamylcyclotransferase CG2811. The transcript is spliced from 5 exons. The record is from RefSeq and is a predicted model, not a curated record. Gene Ontology annotation, molecular function: gamma-glutamylaminecyclotransferase activity. NCBI's taxonomy places the organism in Eukaryota, Metazoa, Arthropoda, Insecta, Hymenoptera, Diprionidae. The coding region runs from base 170 to 700 and encodes 176 amino acids.
AAAUCGAACGCCAAUAACGUAGUCAAGUAUAACCUGUCAAAACAGAAAUAUUCCACUUCGGCUGACAGUUAGAAACGAAAACCAAGGUUAGAACUUACGAAUUGCGCAGGCUUUAGAAGUUCUUACAUCAGCGUUCCGGCAUUAGCGGCAUGUGAACAGAGAACGUAAAAUGUACGAAAAUUUGUUCAAAAGCCCGCUGCAGCGUGUAUUUUUAUACGGGACGCUUAAACGCGGUGAGCCAAACCAUAAACUGAUCGAAACUAAAAGCAACGGUUAUGCGAAGUUCAUCGGGAUUGGAAGAACAGUCGCAAAGUAUCCUCUGGUUAUUGCAACUAAAUACAAUGUUCCUUUCUUGUUAAAACAACCUAAUGUUGGUAAUCAUGUCACAGGGGAAAUAUACGACGUCGAUUCAAACAUGUUAAAACAUUUGGACGAGCUCGAAGAACACCCGACGUUCUAUACGCGGGUUGAGGACGAAGUUCACCUUAUUCCAGAGUCUAAAUACAAGCAGGGAUCAUCGAAGUUUGAAGAGGUUGGAGAAUUGACAAAGGCCUGGAUAUACUUCCUACCAAAGUUUAAAUUGUCUUUAUUAGAUGGACCGUUAUAUUCAGAGUACAGCAACGGCGGAGAUCACGGCCUUAAAUAUGCGGAAAGGUAUUUACGUGAUCCGUCUUACAAUCACCGUACAGAAGUACAGUAACACAAUGAUACAGACUUUGUCAAACUGGAGGACGUUCUCUGAAACAGUCGCAGAUUGUUAAUUAAAAUUUCAAAUACAUAUCCUAAGAUAUUCUCUCACUGUAUAACGUAACGAUACUAUGUACUAUGUACAAUUUUAUUUUCA